AUGAUGCAAAACAAGGCGACGCAGCAGGAGGAGAAAACGUUGGUGCUGUGGCACAUCAACAGCUGUCCGAUUCCCGAUGGUUUCGAUCCUCGUCUGAUCGGUCGGAGAAUAGAAUCUGCGUUGAAGAAAUCAGGCUACUGUAAUGGUCCUCUCACCAUCACUGCCAUUGGCGACCUAAGACAGACACCUGUCACCCCUAGUGACGAGGUCCUGCGAGAGAUUUCUUCCACUGGAAUCGCUCUUCACCACGGCGAAGAUGAAGUAGAUUCAGGGACUAGGGAUAAUGAACAGGAGACAACAAGACUUGUUCUUCCGGACCUCUGCCCUAGAAAAACAAAAUCUCCCUGGUAUUGCUCAGUAUGCAGGUUUGCUUCCCAAAGCUUUGAUGAUUUCACCACGCAUCUCAAGAGUGUUAAACAUGCAUAUGGAGAGUGGGACGGUUUGGCUAGUCACCAUGGUAUAAAUCGUUUAAAUGUAAAGCCUGGACCUCCAAACAAUGACCCUGAAACCAUAAAGGCAAGCUUUCACAUGUUUUCCUUUCAAAGAAGAUGCCUCUCUGAUUUCCACUUGGUUGUCAUGCAGGAGUGGGACUUGCUGGACGAGCUGAUAAUGCACAAGGAUAAGAAGGACAAUAAAACGUUGGUGUUGUGGGACAUCAACAGCUGUCCCAUUCCCGAUGGUUAUGAUUCUCGUCUGGUCCGUUCGAGAAUAGAAUCUGCGGCUAAGGAUUCAGGCUUCUCUGGUUCUUUGACCAUCACUGCCAUUAGCGACCUAACACAUACACCUGAUGACAAGGUCCUGCGAGAGCUUUCUUCCGCUGGAAUCGCUUUUAAACAUACCGGCAAUGUUGAAGCGGAUUUUUGUGCAUGGUCCCGUUGGAAUCCACCUCCGGCUACUAUAAUGCUCAUAAUCGGUCCUUCUCAACUGGUCGACUUAUGUCCUGUACUUCGCCAGCUACACGAUGAGGGAUACACAAUUCUUCUGGCAUAUCCUCGAGGAGAUCCUGCUCUAAACUGUCUCUGGACAGACUUGCUGCGUAUUGUUGAAAAAGAGUGGCUCUGGAAAAGCUUACUGGAAGGGGCUACGGAUAAUAUUCAGGAGACAACAAGACCUGUUCUUCCGGGUAAAUCUUCCUGGUAUUGCUCAUUGUGCCUUUUUCAUGCCCAAAGCUCUGAAGAUCUCAUCAGGCAUGUCAAGAGUGUAAACCAUGCAUUCACUGAUUGGGACCUCAUGGCUGUCUCAAAGGCUAGUCACCAAGGUGAAAUGGAUUCAUGA
This is a messenger RNA of Thlaspi arvense, 1275 nucleotides long. Lineage: Eukaryota; Viridiplantae; Streptophyta; Magnoliopsida; Brassicales; Brassicaceae. The record is from the annotation of a GenBank genome assembly.